UGCGAUAAACGCGCUCCCGGGCGCCACCAUUCGGCAUCAUCUGAAGAAACACCUGUAUACUCUGAAGCUAUGCAUCGCGCCAUCAUCUCUAUUCGAUGUGCUGCAUCAAAGCGGUCUUUCCAAUCAUUGAAGGACCCGUUGUACCUCCGUGAAGUCCAUCUUCUUCGCCCCGGUACUCUUCUGCCAUCUCCUCAGACUGGGCAACGCGACUUGGUUCGGCUUCAUGAGGGGUUCAAACCUCGUGCUACGAAGUACUUUGUGGUUCGUGCUCGC
Messenger RNA from Stereum hirsutum FP-91666 SS1, 273 nucleotides. RefSeq lists its product as uncharacterized. The transcript has a single exon. The annotation marks the transcript as partial. NCBI's taxonomy places the organism in Eukaryota, Fungi, Basidiomycota, Agaricomycetes, Russulales, Stereaceae. The record is from RefSeq and is a predicted model, not a curated record.